Molecule: messenger RNA, 3825 nt
Organism: Orbicella faveolata
Lineage: Eukaryota; Metazoa; Cnidaria; Anthozoa; Scleractinia; Merulinidae
Product: paired box protein Pax-6-like
Biological process (GO): anatomical structure development; regulation of transcription by RNA polymerase II
Molecular function (GO): DNA-binding transcription factor activity, RNA polymerase II-specific; RNA polymerase II cis-regulatory region sequence-specific DNA binding
Source: RefSeq, a predicted model, not a curated record
UUUUUGGAUCUGAUUAUUUUUUGUUUAAACAGGUUCGGUUCUAAAACACUGUUGAAUAAAUGAUCAACGAAGAAAAUAGAAAAUACCAUUAUUUUGACUAGAAAAAAAUGGGUGACAUAUUGUAUCCAAUUUGAAUUGCACAAACAAAAUUGAGUUAACAUUUGGCCCAUCUUUUCAUUAGGCAGUAACGAGUGUUAAGGGGAUUUCAAAGCUUCUAUUCGCACUUCCAUCAAAUUAAUUACAUGGCUUUGAGUCGGUACAUCAAACUAUAAUUCUAUGCUCACAUUAUUGAGUCGAAGUAUGCAUUUUCUCUUGUUCGCCUUCACAAAACAAGUCUGUCUUGUGUUCCCUGCAUAAUAAAUGAAGGUGAUGGCCUACCCUGAGAAAAAAGAGUAUCUACUCGGCUCGCUCUGUUUUGAUCUUUUGCUCUUUCAUCUGGCGUGGAAAACUAAAAUCUGCAGCAGAUGAUAGCAUUUCUCCCAUAAAAGAAAAGUUAAUAUAGAAAAUUACAUAAAACGCCUAAAUCUUUUGUGCCAACAAUAAAGGAGUAAAGGUGCUGUUUAUAUUCAAUACAUCAUCCAGAAAAUGGUACAUUUCGUUCAAGUGCAGAAAGCCGAAUCACACGUCGAGCGUAAGGUACGCUAACAACAAUCGCUUGGACAGCAAGCUGUGACAGAGGCUGCCACCAAGGGCAAGAUAGACGAUCUAGGUGGCAGUAUAAGACACGAAACCGGCGAAAGGGGGUGUGAAAUUUAGGGGUGUAUCAGAAAUUGGUACAGGAGGGGUAAUUAGAUUAAGGCAGACCUACCUUGAGCCUCACGUGGGUUGAACAAUUUAGCCACCAUCUGUUGACUAUUUAGUAUUCUAUUAGCCAUAAACGACAGAUGGCAAGUGCAUGCUUGAAUCCCAUGUGAAAGUGUCCACAAAGACGAGCGCUGCGGUUCGGUACGAUUUUGUUGUAUUCUCUCUCCACUUGGCCCCAUUGCUUAGCCUUGAUUUGCAAUGUGUCUCUAUUAACAACCUAAAUACACAGCUGUGGUGCUGAGAGAAAAAAUGCUGCUGAUUUAAUUUGAUUUUAAAAAGAUUUAAAUGGGUAUAAAUUCUGAGUGAACAAGAGAAUUUAAACAGUCAUUGAAGGGUGAUCACUCGGAGCGAGCAAGCAUCAAGUCGCAUUCGAAAAAACUUGACCGCAAGAUAAUUGCUGUCGAAACUUCUGACCACAAGGUUAUUCUACGACUUCACCUUUCGAAAGUGUAAAACAGGACGAGCAAACGAAGCCCUAUCUCGACGAAAAUGGCACACCUAGCGCCUUUUCUAUUCCAAAGUCACGGUGGGAUAAAUCAACUCGGAGGACCUUUCGUGAACGGUCGGCCCCUCCCGGAUUACAUUCGUCAUCGAAUCGUGCAACUUGCCGCAUGUGGUGUCCGACCGUGCGAAAUUUCUCGGCGACUUCUGGUGUCACACGGCUGCGUCAGCAAAAUCCUGGGCAGGUUCUACGAAACAGGAUCUAUUCGUCCUGGAUCGAUAGGCGGGAGCAAGCCAAAGGUUGCCACGCCUCCAGUUGUGACCAAAAUUGUGCAAUACAAGCAGCAGAACCCCACCAUCUUUGCGUGGGAGAUUCGCGAUCGCCUCGUCGAGGAAGGCGUUUGUGAUCGGGAAAACACUCCAAGCGUCAGUUCCAUCAAUCGAAUUCUCCGGAACAAAGCUGCCGAAAGAGCCGCCCAGUAUGCAAUGAUUGAGCGGGAAAGACAACAUUUAGCCAGCAUGUAUGGCUUCCAUCCUUGGUCUGCUGUUUGCGAGCCUACUAUGCCCUGGUCAUGCCACACGAUGCCGCAGCAUGAGGACUUUCCACCUCAAGACUACGAGAGGAGGGGUCUGGAACCACCUCCAGAGUUGUCAAUCAUUCCAUCAUCUCAGACUGUCAACAGCCACCAAGAACACCGCGAAGGGAAUUUUCCCGUGAGACUCAAAGGAGAAGAUGACGAGGAGCAACGCCAAAGGCAGUGCGAAACACCAGACAAGGAGAUCACAAUACCGGAACAACAAAAACCUGUUCACGUUCAAAGUAUCGAUACCGAGCACGACGAAAGCGAACAGAUGGAAGAAUUAGAAGUUGACAUGCACGAAACUAGCCAACACGGCGAUGACACCUGCGAUAACAGAAACAACAACAACAGCAACAACAACAACAACAACAACAACAACACCUUUGACACAGACAACAAAAAUUUCAAUAAGAAUUCUGAAAACGCCGGUUACAACAGUGGCAGUGAAAGCGGGAAGGAAGGAAGUGAUUCUCAAGGAAACCAGAAGAGAAAAAUAAGGCGAAACAGAACGACAUUUUCCCCUGAACAAUUGGAGAUGCUUGAAACAGAAUUCGGAAAAUCUCAUUACCCGGAUGUAGCCACGAGGGAGGAGCUUGCGAAUAAGAUUGACAUGUCAGAGGCCCGAGUACAGGUUUGGUUCUCUAAUCGCCGGGCAAAAUGGCGUCGCCACCAGAAAAUAAACAGCCUACCACAUAUACGUCACUCACUACUAGGAGGGUGUUACCCUAUGUGCACCGAAUGUGACAUGGCUGAUCAACAGUGUUCCUUGAUGCCAGGCCCUUACAGUCCACCCCUGAACUCUCUUAGCCUUCUGUCGCCGAACGCUGACAGAAUAGGCUCGUCGUCCACUUCAAUAUUAGGAGGUGGAACUGCAAGAUCUUGUUCUCCCCAAGAUUGCACUUGUUCAAGAGUUUAAACCACAUGAAGAGGGUUUCAAUUUAAUGUAAAAUAGUCUAGUAUCAAGAAGAGCACUACCUGAAGGCAAUCUUACUUCACGAGCAGUGCAAAAAUUAUUACAGAGUACCUUCGCUGGUACACGAUAUGCGUUAAACACCAAGAUGAAAAUAUUAAGAGAAUUUUGAAAGAGAGAUUAAGUUGUAAUUGGCUUAGAGUAAUUUUUUCAAGCCACGACAGCAAAAGUAUUUUGCUCUCUUUACGGCUUCAGCGCAUUUAAACAGCGAUUUUUAACAAAAGUGGACCACUUUAUUUUGGUUUCAAUCAAUGGAAAUAUGCGCAGCGGGUUUUGACUUUUCGAAAUCAUGCUUAUGAUAGUGCUCAUGGAAAAAUUUUGUAUAUAGUAUUGUGGGUUUUGUAGCAUUGUUAGGAGAUUUUAAUGAGAUGAAUUGAAUAAUUUCUAGAAUAUGGCGGGAACGUGAAAAGAGGCUAAGACAAAUCUCUCUUCUCUCUCUUCUCUGGCGUCGCAUUUCGCUUAUUUGGAACAGGCACGAAUUUUAGUAAAAUAGUUAUUCAAUAAGUGUACAUAGUUAUUCUGGAGUUAAUGAAAAGAUUGAAAGCGGAAAUCUCGCCUUUCGCAUUGUAUAGACAUGUAUGUAAUAAAUUUAAGGCCUGAUUUAUGAUACAUUUCUUGGAGUGUAAUUUGUUUUAUUGAUUGUGAUAAGCAGAGUGGGGAUGGGGAAGAAAAAAGAUGGUUGUGGUGGUUAGAGAGGUGGGUCGUGCUUCAUAACUGGUGCUCCUGCGUACUGCUCUCCAAAAAAACGUUGUGAAGUGUAGUCUAUUUUUAUUGAUUGAGAUAAACAGGAUGGGGCGGGAUGGGGUGGUGAGAAAGAGAGAAGGAUUGGGGUGGGGUGUGGGGAGAGAGGUGGGUCGUGCCAUAUAAAUGAUGUUGUUGCAUUCUGCCUUCGUGCAAAUAGCAGUGUUUGUGCUACAAGUCAGUGAGUGGUGUUUGGCUAUGAUUCUCAAAAUACGCCAAAUGUUCAAAAGGUAUUCCAUCGGUACUUUAAAGUGCCUAUGGAGUAAAAAAUAAUUGCUGCUGAUUUGA